This is a messenger RNA of Microthlaspi erraticum, 519 nucleotides long. NCBI's taxonomy places the organism in Eukaryota, Viridiplantae, Streptophyta, Magnoliopsida, Brassicales, Brassicaceae. The record is from the annotation of a GenBank genome assembly.
AUGGGCAAAGGUCGGAGAUUAACGAUUAGUCGGAGCGAAAUGUUUCUCGGGAACCAUCAUCUGUCCGAUGACGGUCACGUGGACGGAGAAACUACCGUCGAUCUAGAGCUCAUGGAAGAGGAUGUCUGGUCAGUGGUCGAGCCUGACAAACCAACAGAAGAAAGCGCGUGGACCUCCCUCUCCCUCGAGCCGACCUGCGGUGAACGGAGACGGAAUGGAGGGCGCGUGAGUGGCCUGACCGAUGGACGGAGGAAGAGGCACGUGGCGACUUCUGCGCCAGUGCAAGUGCCUGACUGGAGCAAGAUCCUAAAGGUGGAAUCUGUCGAAUCAAUGCAUAAUAAUGACGUGGCGGAUGGUGAUUGGGAGAGUGAGAUGGUGCCGCCUCAUGAGUACGUGGCGCGUAGCCGUCACGGUGACGGUGGUUCGUCAGUGUUUUUGGGCGUGGGGAGGACGUUGAAAGGACGAGACAUGAGACGGGUCAGAGACGCCGUGUGGAGCCAAACCGGGUUUUAUGGUUAA